GAAUAUUUGUUUUUUUAAAGUUGGCCCUGGCCGCCUGGUGCCCUGUCGGUUGUCAUUGUCAAUUUCCUGGAUAACAAAAAACCUAACCUUUUCUUCUUUUUCCCACGUCUUUAAAUAAAGUUAAACGUUAAAAGUUGAAAGAAAUAAAAUAGUUUAUUUAUUGUUAGAAUUAGUAGAAAGUAAUUUUUAAUUGUUUCAGUUUCAAACGUUUUCAUACAAUUCACUCAGAAUGUUUUGGGGAUUAAUUAUGGAACCGCAAAGGCGGUAUACCCAGAAAGUCAAAAAAGCUUUUCACAUAUCUAUGGCAUCCUUGGAUGUAUCUACAUCAUCUGAAGAACCGGCUCAAGUGAUGGUAGGAUUCGAGGGAAGAAAUUACCUACUGUGUACAUUGAGAAAACCAGACUUGUUACAGUGUGCCCUAGAUCUUAAUUUUGAGGUUGGUGAUGAACUUUCCCUUGCUGCUAAUGGGAAAUGUCAUGUACAUCUAACAGGUUACUUAAUAGAAGAUCCUGACGAGUUGCUUGAAGAUGAUGAUGAUGAUGAAGAUGAAGAAGAGACUGUAGAAAAGGAAGUUAAGAAGAAAAAUAAAAGAAACAAAGAAGAGGUUGCAAAUGGCCCUCCAGUUAAAAAACUAAAAGCUAAUAACAAGAAUGCACAAGCUGAGGAUUCAGAUGAUGAUUCAGAUGAAGAUGAUAGCGACGUUGGUGUUAAAUAUUUGUUGCAAAAAACCUUAGAAAGCGACGAAGAUGAUGACACCUUCGUAUCCGAUACUGAAGAUAAUGGAGAGGAAGAAGAUGUUGGCGAAGAGGUUAAUAGCGAUGUAGAUGAAGAGGAGGAAGAUGAUGAAGAUGAAAGUUCUCUAAGUGAAGCUGAUAGCGAUGAUGAAUUGGCAACCCCGAAUCCGACUGCUAAAUUGAACGGUUCGCCAAAAAAACAAGAAAUCAUAACGCCGACCAAACAAAAAGAGAGGAAAGAUAAGAAGAACGAGCAAAAGAAGCAACAAACCAAGGAAGUUAAGACGCCCAACAAAGAGAACAAAUCGCCUAAAGCGAAAGAAGCCAAGAAGGCUGUACUUCAAAACGGGCUGAUCAUAGAAGAUAUAAAGGAAGGUCAAGGUCCACCUGCUAAACCAGGCAAAUUCAUUAGCGUAUACUACGAGGGAAGACUGAAGAGUAACAACAAAGUGUUUGAUGCGACAAACAAAGGUGCCGGAUUCAGUUUUAGAUUAGGAGGUGGCGAAGUAAUUAAAGGUUGGGAUGCCGGAUUAGUUGGUAUGAAACUUGGCGGUAAAAGACGGUUAACUUGUCCACCAAAUAUGGCAUAUGGUCCAAAAGGUUCGCCGCCAACUAUUCCAGCCAAUUCAACGUUAGUUUUUGAAGUGGAACUUAAAAAAAUUCGUUAAUCUGUGUUGGGAUUUUUAAUUUUAAGUUUCCAGAUAGUUUUUUUUAUAUUACGCCAUAUUGGAUAAUAAUAGGUAUUUUCCUUUGCAUCGAAAGUGUAGGACUGAGCUACACCACUUCUGAAAAUAUCGUUCCAUUUAUACAAAUUGUAUGGAUGG
Molecule: messenger RNA, 1558 nt
Organism: Psylliodes chrysocephalus
Lineage: Eukaryota; Metazoa; Arthropoda; Insecta; Coleoptera; Chrysomelidae
Source: the annotation of a GenBank genome assembly